This is a messenger RNA of Anneissia japonica, 719 nucleotides long. Its product is annotated as E3 ubiquitin-protein ligase E3D-like. Gene Ontology annotation, cellular component: cytosol; nucleus; ubiquitin ligase complex. Gene Ontology annotation, molecular function: cyclin binding; ubiquitin conjugating enzyme binding; ubiquitin protein ligase activity. Gene Ontology annotation, biological process: proteasome-mediated ubiquitin-dependent protein catabolic process; protein autoubiquitination; protein polyubiquitination. The transcript is spliced from 6 exons. NCBI's taxonomy places the organism in Eukaryota, Metazoa, Echinodermata, Crinoidea, Comatulida, Comatulidae. The record is from RefSeq and is a predicted model, not a curated record. The coding region runs from base 51 to 719 and encodes 222 amino acids.
GGCGUACUCCAAAUUCAUAGUGCGCGAAAUAUUUUUAUUUUUAAACAACAAUGAAUGUUUAUGGGGAAAUUAGAGAACAUAUCCAGUCACUUCAGUUAGUUGUUUGCUUGCCAUUGGAAGAGACGCUGGUUGAUGUUAAAAUAUCAGAUGAUGAAAUUGAAGUGGAUAAUAGGAGACAAAAGAUGACGUUCAUUCUACCAAACAUUCAACUCAUUCCAAAUUCUUGCCAUAAUCUCUCGUGGGUCAAAAGUGAAGGUGCACAUAUGAUAUUCAGGGUGAAAGACCACACCGUAUCUGAAGGAGAAAAUGCUACUGGUUCUCUUGAGGAUGCUUUGAUGGACUCUAACUGCCAGAUCGUUUGUGCAACAUGUCGGAAAUCCAUCCUAACCUCUCAGUGUAAAUUUGACAGGGUAUGUCAACUGCCUUCUGAUCAUUGGCAGGAGAUGGUUGAAGACUGGCAGUGUCAUGCCAGCCAGGAUGUUGCCCAGAUUGCUUGUAAAACCCUGGAACCAUCCAGUAACGACUGCUUCAUGGACAGCACAAGUCUUAUAGUAUCUCCAAAAGUCAUCAACAAGGAUGCUUUCAGGUCAACUGAUGGAAUAUUGACACUUAAAAACAAACACAAAAUGGAUGGGUCAAGAGAUAAAUAUUUGACUUGUAGAAGAUGUUGCUCUCUCAUUGGCAGAGUAUCUUGUAAAGCAAUUAUGAAGGUUAUUUAA